CACGCUGACAAAAGACAAGGAAGAAGAGACAAGCUCAUCAAGCAGGAAUGGAUGCUUCGACCAGUCUCGAGUCUGGCCUCGAUACCAGUGGGUGCGCAACUUGCAACGAAGCGACGGGCGACCUCGCCCACCAGCCAAGUCGUGGCCGAGAGCGUGCCCGCUCCAGUCCCCAGCGGUCGUGGUUCCCCGCUGCGGAGGCCGUGGUGACCACGCAGCAUUACACAUUGUGCUGCGCCCUCGCCGGCGCCUUAUUCGCCAUCGUGCUCUUCGCAAUCACCGGCGCCGUCUGGUACCGCUACGUGGUGCGGCCCGGAAUAAUGCUCGGGCGCCCCAGGGGUGCCACCGAAGAAGAGCCCAGGGUCCUGGUCAUCGUAGUCCAAGCCACGAAGUCCAAGCGGCCGGCGUUGGCCACGAACCCUCAUGUAGGCCGCCGCGGCCACGUCGGCGCUUCAACCGUGGGCACCGUGUCUCCGGUACAACAGAGAAGCACGGGCACCACUCCGGAGACAGAAACCACACCGGUAGAAGACCGCAUGCCUGAGGGAGUGUAACUGCGCAUGUGUGAACUAUCGCGAGACAGAGUCGUGGCGUCCGCUGACGCUCCUUGCUGUGCACAAAAAGAUGUCGCAGUACAGCGCACAGGACAACUCGUCUCGCGCUCAAUUGUGACUCCGCGUAGAUAUUGCAGACGCUGGCAGAACUGCAGCAGCAAUAGUAAAAUGUAUUUUUUCGCUCUAUACUCGCACUGCCGCGUUGUCGAGACGUACAUAUACAUAAAUAUUUCCUGAUGCCUCGA
This is a messenger RNA of Dermacentor albipictus, 796 nucleotides long. RefSeq lists its product as uncharacterized. The record is from RefSeq and is a predicted model, not a curated record. NCBI's taxonomy places the organism in Eukaryota, Metazoa, Arthropoda, Arachnida, Ixodida, Ixodidae.